GCGGGAGAUCGAGAUUACUCCGUGGCUUGAAGCUUACAGUUGGCCAACACACAUGUGUACGGCUUCCUUACCAGUUUAAACAGCGUUUGUUUUUCUUUAAUAGAAAUUUGAUGACAGAGAGUCUUUCUCCUCCCUCUAUUUUUUUAUUUUUCCCUCUUGUUGCAACUGUGUUCUGUCGGGAAAACGUCAAUUCCGCAAAAAUUCAAUAUUCGACUAAGAAGAAUUUAUGUACGUGUCACAAAGAGAUUCAGAGAACGCAACUUUGUUCAUUGUACCUGAUGUUUAUAGUUGACACGAUUAUCCGUGAAUUUGUUGAAUAAACAUAAUGGAACGCUCAAAAAGGCUGAUGAUCGAUGAGGGAGAGCCGAACGUUCUCGAGCCACUUCUGACAAGAGUCGAUCAGCAAGAGCUUAUACGCAUUGACAAAAACGAGUUUAAAAUUGGUCGCGCGAGGGACAAUGAUGAAAUCAUAUUGGACAUCACAGUAUCCAGGAGACAUUGUAUAUUCAGAUGUGAAGGUCAAAGCGAAUGGACUGUGAAGAACUUAGGUUCCUCAUCAACAAUUGUUAAUGGCAUCAUCAUCCAGUCAAGAGUGGCACAAGAAGUCCAUUCUGGUGAUAUAAUACAAUUUGGUUCUAAUGCAACAUAUAAGUAUGUGUUCAGUCUUGCUGAAAGAGGACACUGUGUUAAGAGACAACGUUUGGACGAGAAAGUCCUUGACACUAUGCUUAUCAAACAAAGGACCUUUGCUGAAAACCAAGAGUGUCAGAAAAAGGAACUCAAAGACAAGCUUGAGAUAAAACAUAAAGAGCAAAUAGAAUUGAGACAACAGCUUGAAGAGCUAUUGUCACAACAAGCAGCUGCCAAAGAUGACAAAGAAAAUCUAAUCAAACAGAUCACAACAUUGGAAAGCAAAAUAGAGGCUGGUAAUGCACAAGAGCAACACUUACAUAGCAUAUAUUCUCAAUUAUUGGAGAAACUGGAAAAUGAAAGGAAGCAGUUUGAGACAAGGAUAAAUGAAGAAAAACAAAAAUGGCAAGAGGCAUUGGAGAUGAGUAAGCAAGAGAAAGAAAUGGUGGAGAUAAAGAUGAAGGAGCAAAUGGAAAGUUGGAGAGAGCAACAACAAACAGAAUGGAAAAAGAUGAUGGAGAGCAAGGUAAAUGAAGAGAAAACAAUUCAGGCUCAAUUGUUGAACGAGAAGAAUAUACUAGAAGAAAAACUAAAAGAGACAGAAAAAGCGUUAAAGGAACAAGAGGCAAAAGCUGAAACCUCACAAGCAAUGUUGAAUGCAAGCAUGAUAUCUGAAUCCACUGCCAGUUCGUCAGACUGUAUAUUCGUGGAACUCGUAGAUGUGAAUCAAUCUACAGGAUUUCAUGUAUUAGACACAAUUGAUUUAACCGGAUUCAAUCAGAACAUAGAGACAAAUACCAAAGAUGAUGUUCUCGAGAAAGUGAGUGAUAUUAUGGACGAACAAUUGACAUGCAGCAUAUGCUCAGAAUUGUUCGUGAAAGCAACGACCUUGAAUUGCACACACACGUUCUGUCAUCAUUGCAUAAACAUGUGGUGCAGGAAGCGGAAGGAAUGUCCAGUCUGCAGAAAAUCGGUGAUAUCGAUGAAUCGAUCGUUGGUGUUAGAUAAUUUUAUUGAGAGUAUGAUUGAAAACCUGCCAACUGAACUGCAGAAUAAGAGAAAGGAGAUUUUACAAGAAAGAAAAAUUAUUGAGAGGAAGAAACGUCUUUGAAGCAUGAAUCGCUUGACGAGACAGAGAUAAAGAAGAGAGAAAAUAACAAUAUUAAGGGUUAGUUGUAAGAAUAUAUAUAAGUUAUUACUGUCUGAUUCACCUGCAAACUGUACAUUUAGUAUUUAUACGUUUAAAUACGAUACAUUUCAUGUAUUUAUACGUUUUAGAAUUUCAUUUUAUUUUUGUAAGGAACCUCCGAAAUGUUUUUUUUUUGUCGUUUUAUUGUUUGUAUUUGUUAUUGCGUAACAUUGGAACAUUGUGCACAAAGUUGUAUAUUUCUUUUUUUUUUUAUAAAGCCUAUUGAUUUCUAUGACUGUACAUUUUUUCAUUCAAUGUGUACAAAAUCAAUAUCGCUGAGUAAAAUAAAAUUGCAAGUAUUCAUAUAUGCACAUAAUAUGCAACAUUAUCUAUCAAUUCCAUUUGUCUGUAAAUGCGAUAUCGCUCUCGCGAUUAAAAGCAAUGAAGGAUUUUAUUCCUCGAAUGAAAUCUAUCAACGACUCAGCUGGGUAUUAUUCGAGUAAUUUUUCACGCAAGAAUAUUUCAAAUAAAGCUUCAUUCGUUUAUUCACGUCAAUUAUUAAUCAAUGUUUGUAUUGUUCAUUGUUCGUUAUUUGUAUUAGUCAUUCAGAUAACAUAACAUGAUUUAUAUCGUUAUUUCAGUUGACGAUAAAGCAAAAUAGUUAUUGACAAAAUUCUCGAGAAAAGUAUUGCGCUAAAGAAGUUCCGAAUGUUCGCGAAACGUCAGAAAUAAAUUCAAAAUGGGUGCUGCACACACGCAUUUUGAUGUAAAAAUAUCGUUAUAUAUUAUAGAUUCUCUUCCAAUAUUAUUAAUGAGCUUUGAUUUUAAAUAUGUAAUAACAAAUAUUUUAUUAUUUCUCACACAGAAUACAUCGUCAAGAAUA
Messenger RNA from Harpegnathos saltator (Jerdon's jumping ant), 2642 nucleotides. RefSeq names its product E3 ubiquitin-protein ligase RNF8. Lineage: Eukaryota; Metazoa; Arthropoda; Insecta; Hymenoptera; Formicidae. The coding region runs from base 326 to 1741 and encodes 471 amino acids. The transcript has 4 exons. The record is from RefSeq and is a predicted model, not a curated record. Gene Ontology annotation, molecular function: protein binding.